GUGAUCAUAAAGAGGCGGGGCUUCCAGAGGUGGGCGGGGUUGUGAUUGGCCCGCGGCAGAGAAGGGGCGGGGCGGUGUUUGCCCCGGGGCAGGCGUUGCAUUUCCCCCGGGCCAGGUGCGGUUUGACUCACCCUGCGCUCCGUAGAGGCUGACGUCACAUGUACGGGUGAGGUCCGGAGACCCGGUGCAGGCGUGGGGUUGCUUUGGCCGCGCGCUGCACUGAGGGGAGCGAGCCCGGCCGGGCGAUGGAGGGGCCGCCAGGUGACAAGGUCUGGAGAUGUCUGGGCUGUGGGGACAGCAUUGCUGCUGGUGAACAACUGUAUAGGACUGUUAAUGAAGCUUGGCACAGCUCCUGCUUCCGGUGCUCUGAAUGUCAGGACCCCCUCACUAACGGGAACCGUGAAAAGGAUGGGAAGUUCUAUUGUCACAAAGACUACUGGGGGAAAUUUGGGGAAUCUUGCCAUGGCUGCUCUUUGCUGAUGACUGGACCUGUGAUGGUGGCUGGAGAAUACAAGUACCAUCCUGAAUGCUUUGCUUGUAUGAGUUGCAAAGUAAUCCUUGAAGAUGGAGACACAUAUGUGCUAGUACAACACUCCAUACUCUACUGUGGAAAAUGCUAUAACCAGAUUGUGCUGAUGCCAAUGGUAAAAACUUUGGCCACGGAAUCUCUGCGUGAACAACUACCAUAUACACUGACCCUCAUCUCUAUGCCUGCAGCCACUGAUGGCAAGAGAGGGUUCUCCGUGGCUGUUGAAAGUGGCUGCUCCAGCUAUGCCACCAGUGUCCAGGUGAAAGAACUCAACAGAAGACAUAUUAGCCCAGAUGUCCAAAAUGCCAUCCACUCUGGAGAUCGGAUCCUGGAAAUCAAUGGAGUCCCUAUUCACACAUUACAAGUGGAGGAAGUGGAGGACCUGAUUUGCAGGACAAGCCAGACACUUCAGCUGCUCAUAGAACAUGACCCUGUCUCUCAGCGACUAGACAGACUGCGUCUGGACUCUAGGCUCCCCACGCACAUAAAAACCACCACCUCUUCGCGCUCCAUUUCCCCAUUGAACAUUAAGGGGAAUGUGGAAGGAACACUGCACAGGCGUUCCCUCAGGCGAAGUAACAGUAUUUCCAAGACUCUUGGACCCAGCUCCCCAAAGGACCCUCUCAUUCUGAGCCGUGACAUCAGUCGCUCUGAAUCUCUGCACUCCUCCUCCAGCUAUUCCCAGCAGAUCUUCCGGCCCUGUGAUCUGACACAUGGUGAAGUACUGGGGAAAGGGUUCUUUGGACAAGUUAUCAAGGUAACGCACAAAGCAACAGGGAAGGUGAUGGUGAUGAAGGAGCUGAUUCGUUGUGAUGAGGAAACCCAGAAGACUUUCUUGACAGAGGUGAAAGUGAUGCGCAGUUUGGAUCACCCCAAUGUGCUGAAGUUCAUUGGUGUACUGUACAAGGACAAGAAGCCGAACUUUCUCUCAGAGUACAUUGAAGGGGGGACUCUAAAGGACUUCCUCCGCAAUGCAGACCCUUUUCCUUGGCAGCAGAAGGUCAGCUUUGCCAAAGGAGUUGCUUCAGGAAUGGCCUAUUUGCACUCCAUGUGUAUCAUCCACAGAGACCUGAAUUCACAUAACUGUCUGAUCAAACUGGAUAACACUGUGGUGGUUGCUGAUUUUGGACUGUCUCGGCUGAUUGUGGAAGAGAGGCAGAAACCCACCCUGGAAAAACCAUCUGUCAAGAAGCGAACCCUACACAAGAGUGACAGGAAGAAGCGCUAUACUGUGGUCGGGAACCCAUACUGGAUGGCGCCGGAGAUGUUAAAUGGGCAGAGUUACGACGAGACUGUGGACAUCUUCUCAUUUGGGAUUGUUCUCUGUGAGAUCAUCGGGCAGGUGUAUGCUGACCCUGACUGCCUCCCUCGUACCCUGGAUUUUGGCCUCAAUGUAAAGCUGUUCUGCGAGAAGUUUGUUCCUGCCGAUUGCCCUCCAGCCUUCUUCCCUUUGGCUGCCAUUUGCUGCAGGCUGGAGCCAGAGAGCAGGCCCCCGUUUUCAAAGCUGGAGGAUUCCUUUGAAGCCCUCUCUCUGUACCUGGGAGAACUGGGCAUCCCCCUCCCUUCCGAGCUGGAGGAGCUGGACCACAAUGUGACAAUGCAGUAUGGGCUGAGCCGUGACAAGCUACCUGAAAACACAACCUAGGCGGCCCAUCCUGUGAUCCGUGCUACUCUUCAUGGGAUCCCCUAUGAGUGGUGUGGAGGGGAGAUGUAUUUCAGCCACCUACAGGGCAUUCAAAGGGCACCAACUGCAUAGUUGGUGCAUCACCUCUCCCUCCUGCAUGAAACUAAACCGCCAUGUCUGUUUGAUCUCCUGGGUUCACUGUAGAUUUAUGGCAUAUUUUGCAAGUGAAAAAGGCUGUUUCCUGCCUGCGGCACCAAAGAGAGCUGCUCACCACAAAGGGAAAAACACAAUUCUCUGGGGCCUGUCUGGCCUUGUAUCACUGUGGUGCCUUAGAACUUGACAUGUGACUGUAAGCUGUGAAAUAAUCCUGGCCUAUCUGCCAGGAAGGGAAUCACUAUAGGAACUCAUCUUUGUUAGGAACUGCUUUCCUGGAAUCACUUGUCCCUGACUUUUUAGUGACUGCGCUCUCCUUGGAAGACCUGGAAUACACUAGAACUGGGAAAACCAGGCACCUGGCAAAGGACUCAAUCAGGGACACCAUUGCUUUUCUACAUGUAAAGGGGGGAGUUCCCAAGCUGCCUAGGGGUUGGGAACUUGGCCCCCUAGUUGGGGGUGGGAGCAGCUCUAGGAACUGCAUGGAGCUCGAACAAAAUGGUUGUGGUAUCAUGUCUGUGGGUAGCCUGUGUCCUGGUUAAUGUAGUUCCACCCACCCGGGCCCUGUUCAGAAACACUACAGCCAGUGAAAACCUGGCCUUUGCUCAUCCUUCUCAUGUGAAUGAGGCUGUGAUCCGAGUCCAGAGGGUAAGAAUGGGGAGACUGAAUGGCUCUCAGGUAUGCUUUUAACUCUACAAACACCUUCAGCUAUGAAUCCACACAACCAGUCCCCCAGGCUGGAACCUCAGAUCAGACAAGAGGACACAAGUCUGAAUGCCCAGAACUGCACCAGCACUCUGAUCCUGAUGUGCUGUAUAAAUGGGAGACUUGUCCCCCAAGAGCUUGUGCCUGGUUCUGGGCAUUUGGUCUGGUGCAGUGAGAACGUGCUUUAUAACGGUGGCAGAAUAUACCUUGUGGAGAGCUGAAUAGCUCCAGGCUGAAGCAUGUGGCUUGGACUAGGUGAGUGUUUGAGAUGGAUAACCCUCAUGAGUGGAAGGAAUUUGAGGGCACACUAAAACCGUUACUCAAGGACAGAUGCUGGUGAAUUUGGAGUCUCAGGAGUAUUUGUAAUUCAGUAGCUAUUACUGCCCUUCUCCAGCAAGACCUGCACUGGAGGGGAGUCCUAUGAGUGGCUCUGCUGCUCAGUUAUCUGUUCUGGAGCCUGACACACAACUUGGUCUCAUUCUCCAAAUGGAAUCCUUCUCCUGUCAUCCCUCUCUUCCCACCAUGCAUGGUGAGGGAAGGAGGCAGCAUAUUCACUGGGGCAUUAGAGGGAAAUGUUGGAGGAAGGAAAUCGCUUCCCCAGUAAUAUGUGGCUGGUGUUAGCCAGUCAGAGGCUGGCUGCUAAGUCCACUUUGAGUUCCAUGCCCUCUUGGUAAAACUGGAUUCAGUCUCUGCUCUCCUUUGCAGCCCUAUAAUCUAAUAGUGAGGAAUGUUUGUUCCUCUAUUCCUAAGGAGUUGGGAAUGUGUGAAAGCCUGGCCAUAGAAAUUACAUGGGACCAGCCCUCAUGUCUGUCUUAAGUUGGUUGUGUUUAAUUUGUGUGGUGGUGGUUUUAGAAAUAAGUCCUGUACUGUGAGCCGGUGUGGGAGUUGCCAGUUGGGUUUGGUGGAUUCAGGCUUCUGAUUGUUACAGGACUUUCUUCCUACUACUUAGUAGGAUGGGGAAACUCAAGGGAGGGUGACCUGGGAUGAUGUGUGGGUGGAGAGUCUUAACUCAGUGUGAUUGCACAGCGCAGUGUGUGUUUGACUAAAUUAAAAGCAAUAAAUAUAUCCUAGGGAUGUAAGGCUGUUUGUUUGCUUUUGGAGCUUAUCAAAAACAUGAGGCUGCCACAGUGCAUCACCCGGGCCAUCCAACUGGUAGCUGUAGACUGACUUAACGGGGCAAGGACUUUAUAGAAAGAUAGGUCAAGCAUCAGAGCCUAUGUGCAAAUCUGCUACAGAACUGCGUUUAGCUAGGGUAGUGGAAUAGGUGGCAGUGACAGCAGCUCCUGUCAGGCCUAGCCUUUAAAAAUAAAAUGUUUGCCAGUUUUGAAAUCACCUGAACUCUAGCUGUGCUGCCUGCUCUUAAUCCAUGCCAGCCAGUGUGACCUCCUGAUUAUUUAUGCCAACCUUUCCAAAGCAAGAGCCAGAGGAACUGAGCUGCCUCCGAGGAGGAAGUAAAGCAGAAUCCAUUUCCUUCAGAGCAGGAAAGGAAUAAUUAGAUCAUCUCUCCCCAGGCCCAGCUCAGUAGUCACAUGACUUGUCACCAUAGCUUGUUCUGGGCUAGUGAAUAGACAGCUGCUUUUUUAGGAAUGCUCCGCUCCACUCUGAUGCUUGACUUGGCCAGCAUGGCCAGAGUCAACAUCCCCCACUGUUAGCUAUAGGUGAAGGCAUGUUCUGCUCUGAAUUGCUGAGGAGAUUGUGUGUCUUAGAUGGAGCUGUAGCUCUGAACAGAGCUAAGGGUGAACUACACUGGUCUUGAUUAUUCUCUCCUUUCACUGCUUUGCAGUUUGGGGCAGGGGCUUUUCCUUUGAGUAAUGCUGUUAGCCUGCUGGUGCAGCUAAAUACCCUGAAGGAGCUGAAACAUGUUCAGAAAGGCAGGCUGAGUUGUUACUUUUUCUAGCUGUGAGCUGCUGCUUCAAUUGAAGCCCACACAGAUUUCCACAGAACCUUUUUAAGCUUUUAAUACAAGGCAGCACAGUCUGUAACUUUUUAUUAUGAGGUAUUUAAAAUAUUUACAAAGAAAUGGUAUUCAAAGACUU
This is a messenger RNA of Dermochelys coriacea (leatherback sea turtle), 5047 nucleotides long. RefSeq names its product LIM domain kinase 2 (gene LIMK2). Gene Ontology annotation, biological process: protein phosphorylation; actin cytoskeleton organization. The coding region runs from base 246 to 2174 and encodes 642 amino acids. Gene Ontology annotation, molecular function: protein binding; ATP binding; protein serine/threonine kinase activity. The transcript has 16 exons. The record is from RefSeq and is a predicted model, not a curated record. NCBI's taxonomy places the organism in Eukaryota, Metazoa, Chordata, Testudines, Dermochelyidae. Gene Ontology annotation, cellular component: nucleus; cytoplasm.